CACCAGAGGUCCACUGUAUUGAAAUAAAUGUUUUGAUGUCCAUCUUCAAUAGGUCAUGCAACCCCGGUCGCAAUAAUACGGAAGCAAAACACAAAACGUCACACGUAAACAAUAAUCGUAUGAGUUUUGCAGCUGUGAUCAGAAACGGAUCAAAACAAAGCACAUAUUUUAGAAGAAAGGAGGGUUUUCAAGAUGACUUCUACUCCUAGGAGUGAGCACGAUGAUUCUCUUAAUGAAUCAUGGGUGGAGCUACAGUAUUCCCAACAUGGGGGCGUGAAUGACCCCCUCCUUAGCCUAGAAUCCGGAGGGGGUAACAACGGAGGAUCCAGCACCCCCUACAGCACUGGAUCGGGGAACGGCAGGCAUGGGGGCAUCCAUUUUGGUACCAACAUGGAGAAACUGUUGAUGGAGGCACAGAGAGAAAGCAGGUCAACAUCCAGGGAGGGCUCUCAAGGAGGAAGCCCUAAAGGUCCACCCAGCCCAGUUCUAAGUUCCAACCCAAGUGCACCUGGAUCUAUAUACAGUAAUGGGUCAGGAGAAAAACAGCAUGGAGUACCGGUCCUGAUGGGACAAGGUGAAGCAGCCAAAGGGAGGGAGGAGAACUGGAUCUGGGACUGGUCAAGCAGGCCGGAACCACUCCCACCAAAGGAGUUUCGUUUCAAACAUCCAGACAAGACGAGGCUGAGCAUUCGUAAGAGCAAGGCCAUGCGUAGUAACUUCUUCUCAGCUGAAAUAUUAUCUGUCUUCAUUCCAUCCUUAGUUCUGACAAAUCUCUUGGCUCUGGGUAUGGGGGUCUUCAUUGGUUUCAAAAUUGCAGCUCCAAGGUUGAGUUGAGAUAGGACAGUAGAGGGCUCCCUACACUUAUAAACUUGGCAAUGAGGAUGGUGGAACGUUACAGUCACAUGACCAAGCCGAUGCCAUGUCAACAGCAAAUUAUUGAUUUGUUCUACAUGAUAUAUAUAUUUUUUUCAUUUUGCAUAUCUAAUCGUAUCUCUGCCCAUCUAUCCUAGCGAGGUAUGAAUUUAUGUACAUCAUAAGAUUUUUGGUCCUAUUUUGGUGGAGAUGACUGUUGACCAUAUUUUCUUAAAAAAAAGGAUAUUGAAGUGCCAUACAUGUAUUUAAUCUAUCGUGUGAAAUUUGAAUACCUAGGCUCAAUCUUAUCUUAAUCGGGUCUUUGCAGACCUGCCGACAGCGACACAAGGACAUAAUUAAGCCCCCGUUCCACU
Messenger RNA from Lytechinus variegatus (green sea urchin), 1226 nucleotides. RefSeq names its product BCL2/adenovirus E1B 19 kDa protein-interacting protein 3-like. Gene Ontology annotation, cellular component: mitochondrial envelope; nucleus; mitochondrial outer membrane. NCBI's taxonomy places the organism in Eukaryota, Metazoa, Echinodermata, Echinoidea, Temnopleuroida, Toxopneustidae. The transcript is spliced from 6 exons. The coding region runs from base 193 to 834 and encodes 213 amino acids. Gene Ontology annotation, biological process: mitochondrial outer membrane permeabilization; positive regulation of apoptotic process. The record is from RefSeq and is a predicted model, not a curated record.